AGCGAGCGAGAGAGAGGGAGGGAGGGAGAGAGGAGGACAGGAAGAAAUAGGGACUGAAAUUAGAGAGUGAGAGAGAGAGAGACAGAGAGCGUAAACGGUAGAGAGGAGCGGCGCACACCAGAUCACAUGCAGGCGAUUGUCCAGGGAGAGAACAGGCGCACACACACGUCGGCAUGGACCCUGCGGAAGACUACAAGUCGCCGUUCGAUUUUGAGCAGGGUGUGAACACCAGUUACCUGUACCUGUCUCCCAGUGACAGCGUCACGCCCCCGGGCUCUCCAGCAACGGCAGUGAGAGUUACACCCAGACCGGACUCCAUACCGGAGGUGGGAGAAGAUGCGGCGGCCAGCGUCGGCGUGACGCCCACGACCCUGACACAAGAAGAACAGGAGGAGCUACGCAGCGAGCUGGCCAAGGUGGAGGAUGAAAUCCUCACUCUCUCCCAAGUCCUGGCAGCUAAGGAGAAACACGUGGCAGAGAUCAAGAGGAAGCUGGGCAUGUCUCCGCUCAACGAGUUCAAGCAGAACCUCACCAAGAGCUGGCAGGAGGUCACCACAUCUGUUGUCUACAGGAGGACCUCGGAGACCCUGAGCCAGGCCGGGCAGAAGGCCACGGCCGCCUUCAGCAGCGUGGGCUCGGCCAUCAGCAGGAAACUGGAGGACGUCAGAUUACAGAGCCUUUCCAACUCCUUUAGCAUACACUCCAUACAGCACUCUAUUAGCAUGCCUGCAAUGAGGAACACUCCCACGUUUAAGUCCUUUGAAGGGAGGGUGGAGACAUUAAAGACCAAGGUGAGCCCCGCGGAAUCGACCGGAGAUUUCGGCGAGGUUCUGAACUCCACGGCCAGCGCCGCCCCUCCGCCCGAGGCCACACCCGAAGUGGAGGUGCCCCCAGCAGACAGCGAGGAGCCCCACUGAUACCCCCCCUCCUCCCCUGGCUCCCCUCUCACCCCGCCCCCUCCUCCUCUCCAACAUUUGGCCACCCUAUCACGACAAACCAAAGGAAAACCACAGAAUAAGAGUAUACUUGUGCACCCAUUCGGAUCCUGAUUUAGUUUUACGUUACAUUGAUCCCUGAACAAAUUGUCAGGACACAUUCAUAUUUAUUUGUGCUGAUAAGGUAAUCGCCUUAAUUGGUUAGGAAAUGGCACAGGUUGACAAGGCACACAGACAAGGCCAAAAACGCAAAAGGACUCAACUGAAGAAGCCAGGGUCCAGAAUUUCUGGUCCAUUUAGGUUUUUUCUGGAUUAUAAUCAGUUGUAUAAUUAGUCUGGGUCAAAACGUUUCAGGCAGUGCCGUUGCAGUCUCACACUGGAACAGUAGACACUACACACUUUCUGUAUCUUUUUCAUUAUUUAAAGGUGCGACCCAGGGCUUCUUACGUUUUACAUACCUGCUUAUGACGCCAUGUAUUUACAUAAGGAACUGGGCUUAAAUGCUUUGUUUGAGGGCACAGCGUAACAGGAUUCGAACCCGCCAUUCUCCUCACACCAUGAGUGUGGGGGUCUCGCAUACUUAUGUGUAGGUCAUAUUCACCCUUACGUGUUAUCAUUUCCUAACCGGCCGUUUUCACCUUGACAGUAACGUUUGACUGAUUAAAUACAUAUGGGAGAAGGUCAUUCAUCUUUUAAGGAUCUUGUUACAUCAUAAUAUGGUAACUACUGUCACUUUAUUUUUUUUGUCUCUGAAAUUGAGUAAUAUUGAUAAAUGUUUUGAAUAAUAGUGUUACCCUCGCCCGUCUCACACCUGAAGAAUUAGUUUUUAAAAUAGUAUAUAUAUUACACACAGAAAAUGGUAUAUUAUAUCUGAAGACCAAUUUUACCCUGUUUCUGUGUUCUAGUCUAUACAAAGCACUGUGGUUUAGUUCAAAAACUGUACACCAAAAUAUACUAUAUGAGGCAACAAGUGCCAUUGGGUGCUGUUAUGGCAACAUGCACACCCUUGUCAACAAAGCUAGCCAGUACAAAAGGACGGUUGCAAUACCCUGGAGUUGCACUUUGAGGUGAAAGUUCAGCUCACAGCUAAAGAUCCUGUACUGUUGCUAUGUGUUACAGAUGCUUUAGUUCACCUGUCCAAACCAGCUCUAGUUUUUUGGCUUGCUGAGUCUGCUGAGAACUUGUAGCCAUGAUGCUUUCAGUUGGAUGCAGUCCUUGAAAAACCCCCACUUUGAGGAGAUGAAGGCACUUUUGACUUUUUCCAGAAUGUUCUCAGAGGGCUCUGUACGAUUAGAAGGAUGUCUACUUCUUUAAUAGCGUUACAUUUACGAAUGAAAGCCAAUUCAACAUUUUCGGUUGGCCAAAGUUCGCAGCACCCCCAGUCAGCAAUGGGUUGUAAUUGAAACGUUAGAUUUUCUUUCUGUUUAUAAUAUUUCUGUUGACAGCCACAUGAAUGCCAUAAUCUUGAGUGAAGCAUCAUUUUUCUCCGAAUGGAUUCUUUUGUCCAGUCAUUCCAUACCCACAAUGCUAAGCUAUGCUUUUAGAUAUUUCACUUUGACAGCGGAUGUGAUGAUUUAGAAGAAGAAUUUAUUAGAAUAAUAUAUUAUAGCUAGAGUAAUGUUUGUCAAGGGAGGUCGGCAUGCUUUUUGUGCAAAGCUGAAUUGGUUUGACUGCCUCGCCUCAGAAAAUCUGCAUUGGAGAUUAUGUUGGGUUUUAGUGUAACUGAGCCAAAGCAUCUUUAUCUACUGUGCCAAUCAAGAUAUCUCCAACCAGUUUACGUUUUCUCUUUAAAUUCAUAUAAAGUAGGCCGUACAUUUUUGUUUUAUUUGUUUAGAGGUAUUUAGUGAAAUAUAUUUAAUAUAUUUCAUAAUUUAUAGCAUAUUGUACUCAUACCUAUAAUUAUAAUCCUAAAUGAUAAAUGCUUGCAAUUUCUAACUACUAAAGUCAGAUUGAACUGGUGAAUCCUUUGAGGUAUAGUUGAGAUUGUAUGUAUGUAUGUAAUAAUUGAAUAAUUGAUUGUUAAUACACUAAUCAGCUAUACUAGACUGGCUGAGAUGGGUUUUUGUGGAAGAUUCUGCUUUGAGAAGGGUGCCUAGUUGUUUUCAACUCACUGCUUUUUAGGCUUACAGAUCGAUCAUUACAUUUUAUUUCUUUAAUUAUGUUAACCAAAUGAAAUUUAGGCAUCACAUUCCAGUUUAGUUUAAUUACGAAGAGCAUUUAAGCAAGGCCGUUGCGUUUUUUUUUUUUUUUUUUUUAAAGGCUGGAUUUAAGGCCGCGCUUCGUAAACAACCACGAUUCCAGAUUGGUUUGGUUGUUUUGUGGAAGCGCUGAAGUAGAUACUUUCAGGCGUUUUUUGGAUGGAGUGCCAACUACUACUGUGUUGUUUCCUCCGUGUGGAAUUGCAUUUGCCUUGGCGGUGUUUACACACAUCUCAUUUGUGAUUGCAGUCUUCUGCCGUCAGUUAGCCCCACCUGACAGCUGUCAGUCUUGUCUGGUUCCUAUGUUGGUUGCUUAGGAGUAUUCCUUUGAAGUACCUGCUUGGUAUCACUCCACUCUGUUCUACACACUCAAUUCUGUUGAGUCUGAUGAAAUAUCGCCAUGUCUUAAAUAAAACAAGUGAAGAAAAACAACGCUCCAGAAGUUUCAUGUUUACCAAAAAAAAAAGCCAACACGUAAGUGAACAGUAAGACUUAAUUUGCAGGUGUGGAUUUAAGUGCUACGGAUUUUAAAGCUUUAGUAAACAACUGCAAAUGUACUUUUUUUCCCAGUCCAUUGUGGCAUUACCAAUUUCCCUCUGAAAUAUCUCCAGAGUAGCAACUUCGAUCUACUUUGAAUGGCGGCAAGGCUUUCUGCUCUCGUAAAGGCAGUGUAUGUACACGUCUGUCACGAGGAAAUGUCCUGUGUACAUUCCUGUAGUACAGCCACAUUCCUGUUUGCCUCUUUAUUGACUAGGAAACCUGAGGUGGCAAAUGAAGGCAACGUUAAGUGAAUGACGGCUGCAUGUUGUCAGUGUUUUUUCUGGGAGUGAUAUUGCUGCUUUGAUGAUUUCUGUGCUCUGUGUAGUACAUGAUGCGGUUUGGCCUCAACCACCAAUAAUGGUGGACAGGGUCGGCCAAUUUGACAUCUUGUAACCACAUUUAGUGAUUUUUUUCUCCUUUUACUGUUUGCUGAAAAACACUUGGGAUGUAUCCAAGAAGGUCAUAAUACAUUGCCAGCACAACCUUAUUUGUUUCUAUGUCCAAUGCUAAAUAAAACAAUGAAAGCACAAAAAAA
Molecule: messenger RNA, 4208 nt
Organism: Conger conger (European conger)
Lineage: Eukaryota; Metazoa; Chordata; Actinopteri; Anguilliformes; Congridae
Gene: tpd52
Product: tumor protein D52
Exons: 8
Coding region: 174-917 (247 amino acids)
Biological process (GO): B cell differentiation
Cellular component (GO): cytoplasm
Source: RefSeq, a predicted model, not a curated record